AUGAGUAAUUGGAAUUUUUAUCCCUGUGACAAAGCAGACCACGAUAAUUAUCGUCUAGAUAGGGCUUGCAUAGAUCCAAAAUGUAAUAAACAUCAGCUUGUAUGCACCAUUUGCUCAGAGAAUGAGCAUUAAUUUUGUAACCCUCCAUCUAUAAAGUCCUUUUUGAUGUAGUUUAAAUAAUAACUUCAUUCUGGUAGUAUAGAUUAAGAUAAUUAAAUUGAGGAAUUGAUUUCAGUUUAUGAAAAAAUUGAGAAUCAAAUGGAAUUAACCCUUUAAAAUAUUUAGUUAAUUGUUGAUGAAUAAAAGAAAAUUAUCAAGAAUGUAAAAGAUAAUAUUAAAGAUCAUUCUCAAUAAUAGAACAAGUAAAAACAGUAGAAAGAAAAACUAGUUAAAUUCGAAUAAAACAUGAACUAAGAGAAUUAUGCAGAAUUAAUCGAAGAAAUAGAGGAUUUUAGAAAAAAUGCUAAUAAAUUUUAAUUCUCAAUCAAAAAGGCAUAAGGAUCAGAAAUCACAAAGAUUGAAGAAAGAAUCUAAAAUGGGAACAAAUAUGCCUAAUAAUAUAUAAAUUCAACAUGUUCUAUUAUCUAAUAAUUCAAAAAGCUGAAUGAAGACUUUUAGGUUAAUUUACAGAAUUACUUUUAUAUUACUCCGAAUAAACCUAAUGAUCAAGAACAACUUACUUUAGACAGAGCCUUUUCAUUCUCUCGUUUCAAAACACCCCCAAGAGCCUAAGAUAUACCACAAAAUACAAGUGAUACCAAAAAUACUAAUAGGAAUAUCCAAAAUUAGUCAGGUACUAAGUCGCCUGAUCCUACUUUCAAUCUUUCAUCUUCCAAAUAAGUAUAAAGUUCUUAGAUACCUAAACCUUAAUAGCAAGAGACUAAUUCAGCAAAUAAAAUACCUUCAUUUUUUUCAACUAUUCCACUAUCUCCUAAUCAAAGGUCUAUUCAACGAUCAUAUUCGCCAUUACAAUCAGCUGAAAACAGAAAUUAAGUAGAAUAAUAAACAGCACUUGAAAUUACUCAGGAAAGUAAAACUUUAUUUGAAACGUCUGAACAAGAGAUCACUAAAUUAUUGUUUUUAAGUAACCAAUUGAUAGCAGCAUGUUGUGGAACGAAAUGUAUUAUAUCUGAAUUUAAAACACUUCAACAGACUUAUACAAUAAAUCUUCGAGAAUAGAUAACUGAUGCUGCAUAUAUGGAAUUCAAUCAUUAAAAUGGAAUUCUCGUUUUGGCAACUAAAAAAGGAAAUAUUGAAUUACGUAGAAGAACAUAAGAUCCUUCAUAGCCCUUUAUACCAAUCAAUGAUUCGUCACAAAUUAACUAUUAAUCUGACAAAAGCAUACUUGUUUCAAUUAAUUAAUUGAAAAAGCAAAUAGUAACUUUGGAAGAUAAAAAUAUUAUAAAAAUCUUCCAAGUCGAUCCUUUUAAAUAAAUAGAUUCAUUUCAACUUACUUAACCUGGAACUGUACUUCAUGUGAAUUCUGAUUUUAUUUAUGUUGGUUGCAAGUCACGUUUAAUAAUUUGUGACAUGAAUCAUUAAUACGAUAAAUAUUUAGAUAUCCCAGAUAUUAAUAGUACCAUUAUCAGUAUCAACACAUAGGAAAAUAAUUUACUGGUAGGAUUGUAGGAUAGGAUUAAUGUAUUUCAAAGAAGAAAAAAUGGUGAUUACUUUAGGAUUCAUGAAUACGUGACAGGAGAAAUCAGAUACAUGAAUUCAUUAACAAAGUUGCCUAUUGUUAUUGUUUUACGUCCUUAACAAAUACAAAAAAAAUAGGUGUUUAUAUAUGACUAUAAAUUGGAGAAGUUUAUAGAUUUGGAAACUCAGAUGGUCAAGGUUUGUGCAGUAAGAGAAGAUGAUGGCAUCAGCUUGAUAGGAUUAACCUAAGGAUCUGGACAGUGUGUCAUUUAUAAAGUAGUGUAAACUUCAUAGCCACAACAAACAUAAUGA
This is a messenger RNA of Paramecium tetraurelia, 1950 nucleotides long. RefSeq lists its product as uncharacterized. Lineage: Eukaryota; Ciliophora; Oligohymenophorea; Peniculida; Parameciidae. The transcript is spliced from 5 exons. Gene Ontology annotation, molecular function: protein binding. The record is from RefSeq and is a predicted model, not a curated record.